Lodderomyces elongisporus is the source of this 2904-nucleotide messenger RNA. It is a transcript of the gene BRO1, whose product is annotated as Bro1p. Gene Ontology annotation, biological process: protein transport to vacuole involved in ubiquitin-dependent protein catabolic process via the multivesicular body sorting pathway. Lineage: Eukaryota; Fungi; Ascomycota; Pichiomycetes; Serinales; Debaryomycetaceae. The record is from RefSeq and is a predicted model, not a curated record. The transcript has a single exon. Bases 1 to 2904 code for a protein of 967 amino acids. Gene Ontology annotation, cellular component: endosome. Gene Ontology annotation, molecular function: protein binding.
AUGAAGACGCAUUUACUUGUGGUACCCAGUAAAAAGACUGAAGAGGUCAAUUGGACCAAACCACUCAACAACUACUUACUUUCGAUUUAUGGCAACACCUCAGCCUAUCAAACCGAUUUAAACUUAUUUGACAAGCUUCGACAAGAUAUUCGCGGGGUGAAUGCCGACAAUACUGGGUUAAAGCUUUACUACAGGUACUACAGCCAAUUGGAGAUUCUUGAUUUAAAAGUUCAAUUUGCACUUUUGAACAAAUCCAAGAAAUCGGAAUUUGUAUGGCACGAUGCGUUUGAUCCAGAGAUUACACAUCAACAAAAUGCAUUACCAUUCGAGAAAGCCAAUGUUUUGUUCAACAUUGGUUCUUUGUUGACCAGGUUUGCUCAGUCGCAGUAUAUUGAGUCGCAAAGCUCGAAAGAAGCAUCUUCAGUAAAAGAACUGAUAUUGAUGUUACAGCAAGCUGCGGGAGUAUAUGCUUUCAUAAAUGAGAAUUUCCUACAUGCACCAAGUGAUGAUUUAAGUCAAUCGACUAUCAAAUUUUUAAGCAAAUUGUCACUUGCACAAGCACAAGAAAUUUUCACCCUCAAUGUGAUACGUAAUGAUUUGGACCAGCUGAAGAAUUCAUUAAUUUCCAAAUUGUGCAAAUCCACGAGCAUAUUGUACGAGGAAUGUUUUGCGAUGAUUGGAAAGGAGAAGAAAGAGCAGUAUAAGAUAGUAGGCGAUUAUGAUUAUGAUUAUGAUGAUUAUGAUGAUGAUGAUGAUGAUGAUAAUAAUAUUAAAAAUAUUGGUGCGGGACUAGAUGGUUCCGAAGGGCCUGAAGAUAUCCCAAAGUAUGUCACUGCUCAGUUGGAACUGGUAUGGAUUGCCGUGAUUAGAUUCAAAGCACAGUAUUACAAAUCCUUAGCAUAUUAUUUCCAUGGCUUGCUCUUGGAGUCAACUAGGAAAUAUGGAGACUCUAUAGCAUAUUUGACCCAGUCCAAGGAGAUUCUUGAUGAGAUCAAACCGCAUCAUCUUAAGGCUUAUGACUUGGUAGACAAUCUCAAAUACCAGAAAGAUAAUGUUAGUAUCAAACUUGCAGAUCUAAAUAAGGAUAAUGAUUUGAUUUAUCAUGAUCCAAUAAGAAAGAAUGUUAAUAUUGAUCAAUUAUCGCCCAUGCAAGUUGCAAAAGUGGUUCCAAUAAAUCAAAUACCGUUGCUCAAAGAAGCAAAUGGUCUGGAUUUUGGAAAUUUUUUGAGCAAUGUUGUUCCAACCAAUAUCCACGAGUUGUCGAGUUUCUACUCUGAAGAAAAAUCGCAGUUAUUAAGAAACGAGAUAGACUAUUAUGAGGUUUCUAACGAAGAAGCAGCAUCAUUGUUGGAAGUUUUGAAUCUUCCAAAGGGUUUGUACCAGAUCAAAGAAGCGCUAUCGAAUGAGAAUGAAGGGUAUGGUGGAGGUCGUUAUGAGGGUGAUGAUGGUGAUGAUAACGAUGUUGACGAGAUUCCAGAAACGGUUUUGAAUCAAGUGCUGGAGAUAUCUAGAUCAUAUAAUGAGGAUCAAAGACUUGAGGCAGAAAAUAAUAGUUUGAGGAAACAAGUAUUUGAUAUUGUGUCAAAACUCAAUUCUUAUGAUAACCAGGACGAAGCAAUCAACUUGAAAAAAGCGUUGUACGAAGCAUCAAAAGCUGAUGAAAAACUCUCGUCUUUGGUUGAUAAAAACUUGUAUCAACGGCUUCAGUUUGGACCACGGUCGCAGCAAUUCCGGUCUUUGUUUAAAGUAAAUUCAGGCGAGCCUGAGGUGAGCUUGAUGGAUAUGGAUGAUUCGCAAGAUAAGCAAGUCAAAAUUGUUGAGCAGUUUUUGAAAGAUUUAAAUUUGAUCAAGCAAAAUAAAAAGGAGGUGAUUGAACGUUUGAGAAAAGAGGUACACUCAGACGACAUUUCUGACAUUUUGGUGUUUAAUUCGAGACUGAAGUCGGAUAGUGAGAUUAAGCUGGUGAUUUUUCCUGCUGAGUUGAAAAAAUUCAAACCAUUUACUGACAAGUUGGACAACUUGAUUAAUAAAGAGAAAUUGGUGCAAUCUGAUUUGAAGAAAGAGUGGGAUACGUUGGUGAUGGAUCCUCAAAUUAAAAGAUUACAAAAAUCAAGCAAAGCAAAAGUGUUGCUCAGACAAGAAGUGAUCAAAAAAAUUAAUAGUUUUUACCAAGGUUGGACUCAGUACCAUUCAGGAUUAAAGAAGGGUAAUACUUGGUACAAGAAUUUGCUUCACCAUUGUCAAGACUUGGAAAAUGAAUCACAAGCAGACUUUAUGAGUAAAUCAACGGCUCAGUUGAGCUUGAGGGAGGACAGGAGUGGAUCAAAUGCAAAGCAAUAUUCAGAUCCUUUUUUUUCCAAUUCUCAGCAACAACAACAACAACAACAGCCACCACCACUACUACCACAGCAGCAGCAGCAACAACAACAACCUAGUCUUCACCACAACCACUACAACAACAACAAUAACAACAACAACAACUCGUGUAAUUCAGCGCCAUACUCGGGUUAUAAUCACUUUGGUGAGCAGCCUCAAUUGACUGGUUCGUCGCAGCCACUCAACCCUUCUUCUGCUCGCCCUGCUCUUAGUAGUAUUGGCACUAGUGGUUCAUCCUCUAGUUAUAUACAAUCACAAUAUUCACGCCCUCCUCAGCUACCACCUCAGUUACCACCAAAGAGAUCUUCGAACGCACCUAAUUUUGAUUUACCUCGGCCACCAUUGAGCCAAUAUGGGUCGGAAACUCUGUUGCAUCAGACAAAACAAUACCCGCAUCAAUCCGAGCAGCUACAGUCUUUGCAAAAUCAAAGUCAUAACCAGAGUCAAAAAAGAGAGGCUAAAAGUGGGUUAAUCUAUGACCAACCCUCGACUUACGAUCCUAGCAUGUACGACUUUUUCUCAAAAUAA